Messenger RNA from Cylicostephanus goldi, 626 nucleotides. Lineage: Eukaryota; Metazoa; Nematoda; Chromadorea; Rhabditida; Strongylidae. The record is from the annotation of a GenBank genome assembly.
ACUAUGUUUGGAACAUAUGUUUUUCAGCUUCGCGAUCAGGAGCGUGAACGAGAGUUUAAAAAACAACGGUCUGAAGCAAUCAAGGCUGGUAUCAUUGAGGAAAAAUACUUUGACAGGGAUGGAGCCGACAAUGAAGAGGACUCCGAUAGCGAAAGAGACGAAAUGCUGUCUGAUGGUGAUCUCGAGGAGGUGGCUGAGACGGAAAUGAACAUGAUGCUACAACGUAUACCGGCCACGUGUACAGUUGAGUUUGCUGUUGGAAUAUUUUUCAUCUUGAUCUCUCCGCUUCCUAUCUCUGUUUUCAUCAACUUCUGCUAUAGUGGCGUUUUAGUAAUCAACCCCAUGCCGGAAGCACGACCAUUCAUGUCGUGUAUGCGAUCGGAUGAGAUGAAAGAGAAAGGCUGUGAUGACGAAGACGAGGAGGAGGAGACCGAAAAGAAGGAAGGCAAUGAUGAUCCGCAUACCAACAAAGCUAGGAGUAACCACGCUGCUGGUGCCGAAGAUGGUGAUGGACAUCCACAUGUAAGCUUUCUCCCCAAUUUUAUAGGGGCAGCAUCGCGGCAAAAUGUAGCGAAGAUUUUUUGCUUAUCUGGGGUAAUCCGUCCCGAUGUCUCUAAAAAUUGAUC